Brassica napus (rape) is the source of this 1937-nucleotide messenger RNA. RefSeq lists its product as uncharacterized. The transcript has 2 exons. Lineage: Eukaryota; Viridiplantae; Streptophyta; Magnoliopsida; Brassicales; Brassicaceae. The record is from RefSeq and is a predicted model, not a curated record. Bases 366 to 1250 code for a protein of 294 amino acids.
GGAACAAAAACUUGAUUUAGUGCUAUUUUUGUAUUUUUCUCUUUGAUAAAUGUGAUUCGCUUUGAAGUGGAUGUAUUUGGACGCUAUUGAGGCUCUCAAAAUUAAUCAACCAGAACAUCCCAAAACUGUAGUUAACUUUAAAGGGAUUUAUGGUUUCUCCGUUAACACAUAACGCCGUUAAUCCCUUAUUCACCAUCAUUUCACCACCAUGUUGUCAUUUUUUACCAUUUUGUCGUUUACUCCGUCAAAUAGUCAAAAGGCUUUGUCAACACAAUGGAAAAAAUCAUUAAAUAGUAAAUAUAAUAUUCUUGUGUAUUUAUAACAAUUCGCCGAAGAGAGGAGAAGCCAGGAAAAGGGCACAUAAAAUGGUAGAGAUUCCGAGAAGAUUUAACAUACUCGCUGCGGCUUUUGAUGUCGAGGCGGCGCGUGCACGUCCGCCGUGCGAUAGCAGCAGCGGGAGCGAUCACUUUCCUUAUGAGACAGCCGAUCUUUGGGAUCUGGUCGAAUCUUUUAUGGACAGCGAAGUGAAAGCUUUACCAGAGGAUUUUCCUGUGGAAGAUAAAGAUGAUAAGUCUGACGUUGAUGAUGAUUAUGAAGAUGUGAAGGAGAGGUUGCGGGAGAUUUGUGAAAAUCUCGGUCGCGGCGGAGAGCGGAGGAGAAUAAUUGAGGAGGUAGUAAAUGCGAGUGAGUUCGUCGGAGAGAAACGCCUCUUGAUGGCUUAUUUACGUGACAAAGGUUUCGAUGCAGGUCUUUGCAAGUCCAAGUGGGAGAGAUUUGGUAAGAACACGGCGGGGAAGUACGAGUACGUUGACGUUAAUAGAGGAGAUAAGAACCGCUUCAUCGUCGAGACAAAUCUUGCCAGCGAAUUCGAGAUUGCUAAGCCUACAACAAGAUACCUUUAUCUCUUAGCUCAACUACCACGUGUCUUCAUGGGAACACCUGAAGAAUUGAAAAAGUUAGUAAGAAUCAUGUGCUUUGAGAUAAGACGGUCGAUGAAGCGAGCCGAGAUUCACGUGCCACCGUGGAGGAGGAACGCUUACAUGCAAGCCAAGUGGUUCGGUCACUAUAAACGAACCUCUAAUGAAGUGGUUACUAGGGUUAAGAGCUGUGGAUGUGGACCACGUGUUGGGUUUGAAGGGUUGGUUAAAACAGCUACGCUUAACGGUUAUAAGGAGGUGGAGAGGAAGAUGCAUGGCUUAAGAGUUGGCCAGCUCACUGUGGCUUUCAACGGCAGUGGAGUGAGGUUGUAAUAGUUAAAGAACAAAGCAUAGGGCAUUGCGAGUUAAUAAUUGUGAAUUUUGGAUAUUUUGUAAAUAUAGAUAAGUUUGGGGUGAGGGGUGUCAAAGAAGCAACCAUCUAUAAAGUUGUAGAUUGGCUUUCUCUAGCAGCGUAUAUAGGGUGGUUCUAUAUAAAAUUUGUUUAGUGCAAUAAUUUUAAGUUGGGCUUUUCCAGUUUUGGCCCGUUAUUUUAUUGCCCGGCUCUAUGUAUUAUUCGGAACUUCAAAACAUGCAAUUAUUGGAUUAUAAACAAAUGAUACAGCCAGGGGUGGGCGUUCGACACCCGUUCGGAUCGGAUAUUUUGUAUUUUUGGGUAUUUCGGUAUAGGGCUAGAGAAUCCGUUUGGAUAUUUCUAUAUUUCGGGUCUGGUUCGGGUAUUUUUUAGUUCGGGUUCGGUUAUUUUGAAUCGGGUUCGGAUAUUUAGAUUUUAAAAGAAAAAAAAUUAAAUUUUUCAUUUUUUAAGUUUAUUGUAUUUAAAAAUAUAGAUUUCACUUAACUGUUUUUUUUUUUUUUUUUAUAGAUUGAAUGAUUAAUAGGUUUGAAGAUAAUAUUUCAAAAACAAAUAGAUAUUAAUUUGGGUAUUGUUUUUAGUCUUUCAAUGUAAUUUUUGUUAAUACAUGAAACAAAAAGUUUGACAUGCAUUUUAAAUGAAUAUCAAAU